Messenger RNA from Lathyrus sativus (Indian pea), 732 nucleotides. The record is from the annotation of a GenBank genome assembly. Lineage: Eukaryota; Viridiplantae; Streptophyta; Magnoliopsida; Fabales; Fabaceae.
AUGGCUUCCAAACCUGGUAUCCUUACAGAUUGGCCUUGGAAACCUCUUGGGAGCUUCAAGUUCGUGAUUAUAAGCCCGUGGAUUGCUCAUAGCAUAUACUCUUUCAUAUGGCUUGAAAGAGACCCAACAUACUACCUCAUCUUCCCUUAUAUGUUGAUCAGAAUGCUACACAACCAGAUUUGGAUUUCAAUCUCACGCUAUCAAACUGCUAAAGGCAAAGGCAGAAUUGUUGACAAAGGCCUCGAAUUCGAACAAGUCGAUAGAGAAUCCAAUUGGGAUGAUCAAAUACUGUUGACGGCACUUAUACUAUAUAUGACGUACACGAUCUUCCCUAUUGCUGCAAACUUACCAUGGUGGAGAGGUGAUGGUGUGAUUCUUACCACUAUCUUGCACGCUGGACCAGUGGAGUUCUUAUACUACUGGCUACAUAGAGCACUUCAUCAUCAUUAUCUAUAUUCUCGAUAUCAUUCUCAUCAUCAUUCUUCAAUUGUUACUCAGCCUAUUACUGCUGUGAUACACCCAUUUGCUGAGGUGCUGGCAUAUGUUGUGCUUUUUCUUAUCCCAUUAUCGACAACAUUGUUCCUAAAUAAAUCAUCUGUGGUUGCAAUGUAUGGCUAUAUCUUUUACAUUGAUUUUAUGAACAACAUGGGUCAUUGCAAUUUUGAGUUCUUUCCUAAGAAACUCAUCUCCUGUUUUCCCGUAUUGAAGUAUCUAUGUUACACACCAUCGUAA